GUGCGCGGUUACAAUUCCCCAAGUUAUACUCUGUGGCUAGGUCACAGGAAGAGAUAGGUUUCUUUAUAAGUAGGGAACAGGAAUAAAAGAUUUUAUUUUUCACCCGUACAUACUCUUUAACUUAUCUGUAUGAUGUGCCUUGCUAACAAGUGCCUACAAGACAACUGUUAAGACAUGCGAUUCAGCUUGAUUACAUGCGAUCAAUGUGUGAUUCAGCUUGAAGACCCUUUACCUCUAAUACUAUUUGGUAAUUAUUGGGUUAUUAAAUAGCAGAAACCAAUAACAUUUGCUAUAGUUAGAAAUCCCCCUGAAAAGUUUCUAGAGAGUGGGAGGUCCUGGGCCGAGGGGUUGGGAAAGAGUAAAUGCCUUUUUGGUAUGUAAGAGCACAUAGGAAGGAACCAGGUUUUCCAGCCCAGGUGUGGGUGGGGGCGGGCUGACAUGAUAGGGUGAGACAUUAUAAGGUGAGACCAGGGGAGUUUGCCUUAGAACUAAGAGGCAGUAAAGACCUGAAUAUCAUUACCAAAGGCAUAACGGCUUCCAAAGUGCCAUAUAAAUGUGGGAUUUCAGCUUCGGAUUUGCAGUACAGCUUGGAAAUUCAAUUAAUUAAAUUCUUCUGUUAAAGAAUUUUGUAACUGGAAAAACUUGCUCUCAUCUCAAAUAACAUGAUGACAUUCAUUGGGCUCUUCUUCAUCUUAUGGGCAUCAUUUCUGAUAACCUGGGAACAGGGUGAGAGGGAGGGAGAUGCAGCUCCGGUCGCAGCAGUGGGGGAGAGGAGCUCAGCGCGGGAAGGACACGCCAGGUGGAAGAGGAGGUGCCAGGAAGAUCAGGGAGGAGAACUCUUCCUAUCUUUUGCACAGCGCGGGAAAGCUGGAAUGGGAGGAGGAGGAGGAGGAGGAGGAGACGUCCCUCUCCCAGUGACUGGCCGUGUAGGGGAGACUGUCUCACUGACACCCCGUCUGAAUCUGUCACAUCCCAUUGAUAAAGUCACAUGGAUGUUUCAUGUCAAUGGGGAAAAAAUAAUCCUGGCUGAAUUCAGAGACCAGAAGUUUAUCAGAGUGAAUGAGAAUUAUUUCCCCAACCGGCUGGAAGAAUCUAACAGUGGCACCGCAUUACUGAUCAGGGAGCUGAGAAUGGAGGAUUCUGGGAUCUUCACUGCACUGUUUCUUGUUAAUGGAGAAAUGAGAGACAUUUCUUAUAAUCUCACUGUGUUGGAGCCUCUCCCCAUCCCUACACCAGUAAUAAAGAAGACAUUAGAUGGGAAUUCCACUGAUCUCUUCCAUCUUCAUUGUUCUGUCCCAUCAAACUCACCAACCCUGUCCUACAGUUGGACCUACAGAGAUACUGGCACUGACAGACUAUAUGCCAAUGGCAGCACAAUCACUGUAUCACUGAAGGAUAAGGCAUUGGGGGCAGAAUUUACCUGCUGGGUACAGAAUCCUGCUCACAGGAACAAUGUGUCAGUCGUUUUAAAAUCAUGUGAAACUGGAAGAGGUUAUCUUCAGCCCUUAAAAAUUGCCAUGAGUUUGUUCAGUGUUGGACUUGUCUGCCUCAUUAUAGCUGUAUGUUUAGCUGUAUAUAAAGCUGUAUAUAGCAGAAGAAAACAAAUAAUGCAGAAUAUAAAAGAAGAUAUUAUAUACAGGGACAUUUUAUGGCCUGUCUCAACUAUUAAUCUGGGCACGAGUGAGCAAAAUAUAAGCAAUAACCGUACCAUGGGGGAAAACACAGAAUAUACUGUUCUUGUAGCCAAUAAUGGAAUAAAUGGGGAGGAACAGUAGCUCACUGACUCAUUUCCCAUACAGAGACUCCCUAUCCCUAGAAAGUAGCAAAAAUCAGAAUCUAACCAGAUCAAUGUCUAAUUGGCAGUGACUGCAGAUGGAUGGUGGGAAAUUAUCUACUCCAUGGAAUUCUCUACUGCUGGGUGUGAUGUGCUGCAGGGAUGUCGGAUUCUAGCUGCCUAUCAGGGGCUACAUACUGGGGAGAACUACUGGGGCUCAGGCUCACAAUUAUAUCAGUCACUAUACAUUAAUAUGUGUAACUCACUUUCUGUGUUCUGUAAAUAUUCCAGCAGAGAACUGGCAACCGCUGCCUUCUGCCACUUCUGUCUGUGUGCGCUGAUAUAUACACUGGGGCAGGGACUGGUGUAAAUGAUUUAUUAUGCAGGGAUGUGUUGUCGCUAUAUAAAUGUCAGGAAAUAAAUAAAAUAAAUAGGAUCCACUCUGCACACAAAAUGUAUUCCAGAGCAGAAAUGCUAACAUACAGUAUACUUGGUGGAAAUGGUGGAUACAGCAUUAAUUGUUCAGAAGCUUUAGAAUGUCUCUUUCAUCCCUACCUGUUGGCUUCCAUGCACAUGUUGUGAGCAAACAGUAAGACUUACAAGUACUAGGUGCAUGCUUCCCCUGGACUUCUGGUUUGGCGCCUGUGAAGAUGGAGGCUCAGGGAUAAAGUUCCUGUUUCCCAUGGCUCAAAAAUCUGCAUUAAAAAGCUGUUGCAUAUAAAGUUUUACACAUGCAUUCCCCCUGAGGUGGAAGAGAAGCCGAGGUAGUGACAGGCAGACUUUUAACAGUAUCUCUGUUGAGUUUGCAACGUUUGUAAUAGUCUGCUGACAUUGUUUCAGAUGGCCUCUGCUUGAGCCUCGCCUCCUGAGGAGGAAGAGAAGCCUUAUGCAGUAUCAAGUGGACUUUUAACACAUUCCUCAUCGAGUUGCAACAUUUAUUUAUGGAAACACAUUCUCAUACAUCAUAUAUGGCUUCUAAAACAAAUGUUAAAGCAUAUGAAAAAGGAUACAGAAAAAUGAAAAGCAACAAGAUUCAGAUGCUUCCAACAUUUCUUUACCUCACAAACCCAUUUCUCUUAAAACCCCUCUGACUGAGGACUAUUCUCUCAUUGCAGCGGAAUUUGCCAGGCUCAUCAAUCCUGUCAUCGAGGUAACUAUUGAAAAGGCUAUUGAUAAAUUACAAAUAAACAUUACCAACAUCUCUGAGCAACUCAUCAACCAUGAUAAACAUCUUGAUGAAUUUGAUUUAACAGUUUCUCAUAUUUAGAAUAAUACACUGAACUUGCAGUCUCGGCUGGAUCCUUUGGGAAAACAGGCACAAGAGUUAAAAAUGAAACUAGAUGAUCUGGGAAACAGAUCAAGGAGACACAAUCUUAGAUUUAUCGGCAUACCAGAGUCUUUCCAGAAUGACUCUCUGUAUAAUCUUGUCUCCAAAACAAUUCCUCAUAAACUUGGACUUCCUCCAGAAUGUGGCAAUUUUAUGAUUAAAAGAUUACACAGGAUUGGUCCAUUAAAAGACAUUCAAAAGCCAAGACCAAGAGUUGUAAUUGUCAAAUACUUAGACUAUUCUGAGAAAAAUCGAAUUGUUUCAAGCAAACAAAAAAGCUAAAAUGCUAGAUUUAGAAGGAAGAAGAAUGGUUAUUUUUCAGGAUUAUUCACUGUUCCUUUCUCAAAAACAUAAAGAAUUCUCUAAGGUCUGCCAAGCGCUGAUAAACCACAACAUCAACUUUUCUCUAAUGUACCCGGCGAGACUCAAAAUCUUCUUGCCUUCUGGUACAAGAAUCUUUAAUGAUCCUUUUGAAGCAUCCACUUUUGUCAACUAUCUGGAAAGAAAGGAAGACACCAAAACUUCUCUUGAUGGAAAAAUGGACAAUACAUCUAAAAUACACUCUAUUAGCCAGAGAGCCCGCAAAUAUGAUAAACCACGCUAUUCUAAGAUUUCCAAAGAGCUGAAGCCUACUACACUCCAAACUCACCCCAAUUCCAGAUCAAGAUCAAGGUCACCUCAUUCUCUCAGGGGGACUAACCCCUCACAAUCAAAAAUGAAAUGUUAUUUGAAACAUGAUCAGCCAUGCUUAAUUGUGCCAGACAAGGGGAUGCUUUUCUCCUUGAUAACUCUUCUCAUUGAGAGAGUAUUUAGACCUUUAUCCUUUAGGAAAAAAGAAAGUUAUAUAUGAAUAGAUUUUUUUGUUUAAAAUUGUUAUGCCUUUGUAGCUUAUUAUUUUAUCUACCUAAUAUUGUUAUGCUAUUCACAUUAAUUGUUACUAUUGUUGAAUAUUUUUGCCCAGUGGAUGUUAUUAUAAGUAUAUUAGAGUAUCAAAUUCUGCUCUUGCUCAUCUUUUCUGAUAUAAUUCCUACAUAAAUCUUACAUAAAGCUUUAAUUGUGAUAUAGCCCACCUGAAUGAAUCCAACAAGAAAAAGUUAAAAAAGGGUUGGGUAGGAGAAGUUGUUUUUUCUCCAGCAGUUAAUAAAAAAUGUGGUUUAGCUAUUCUGUUUCAAUACAAAUAUUGAUGAGCGAAUUUUUUUGGCAGGCAUGGAUUCGCAGCGAAUUUCCACAUUUGGCCAUUGGCGAAUUGUUUUGUGAAACUUCCGUGAAAAUUCACAUGGAAAAAUUGGUUGCGCAGAAAUUUUUUUUUGUUGCGCAUCGAAUUUGGCGCAUUUACGUCAAAUUGGGAACAGUCGUGUCAAAUCGCCCGCGGCUGCGUCAAAAAGGUCACGGUAGCGUCAGAAAAAAGGGCGCAGUCGUGAUGUGGAUGGCCUCUUGCCAGCUAAGCUGAUUAAGAUAAAAAAAAGUUUUUUUUUUGUC
Xenopus tropicalis (tropical clawed frog) is the source of this 4580-nucleotide messenger RNA. RefSeq names its product CD48 antigen-like. The record is from RefSeq and is a predicted model, not a curated record. The transcript has 9 exons. Gene Ontology annotation, cellular component: membrane. Bases 663 to 1775 code for a protein of 370 amino acids. Lineage: Eukaryota; Metazoa; Chordata; Amphibia; Anura; Pipidae.